CACGGCCUCGCCUUCAGCGCCAACUUCAGCACGAUCCCCAGCGUGGAGCAGCAGCUGGAGGCUCUGGGUGAUGUGUCUGCCUCCAACAUAACGGCCGAUUUAGAGAAGGUUAACAGCACGCUGGAUACGACCCCUGACAAGGUGCAGGAGCAGUCCCAGGAUGUGGUGACAAAGACCCAGGACCAGCUGGGCCUCAUCAGGCAGGAGAUCAGGAGCUUGCAGGAGCAGUUGCCACUCCUGGAUGUGGAGGAGAAUGUUGAGGCCUUUGUGGGCAAUGCCACGCUGGGGCUGGAGGAGUACAGGAAGCCGAUCAUUGCCUUGGAUGGGCUCAGGUGGAGUGUGUGCACCGUCCUGUGCUGCAUGGUGCUGCUGGUGGUACUCUGCAACCUCCUGGGGCUGCUGCUGGGGCCCCUGGGGCUGAAGGACAGCGUGCUGCCCACGAAGCGCAGCAGCCUCUCCAACGCCGGCGGGAACUUCCUCAUGGCAGGGGUCGGCUUCAGCUUCAUCUUCUCCUGGCUGCUGAUGCUGUCAGUGCUGAUCACCUUCGUGCUGGGGGGAAACACCUACGUGAUCAUCUGCGAGUCCUGGCGCAGCCAGCACCUCUUCCAGCUCCUGGACACCCCUGGCCUGAUUCCUGGUUUCAACCUGUCAGAGAUACUGGGCCAGGGAAGUGGGACAGCGAACUUCUCAGAGAUGUACAGGCAGUGCCAGCGAGACACUGCCCUGUGGCAAGUGCUGCACCUAGACCAGCGCGUGUCCCUGGAUGAGCUCUUGAACAUCAGCAAGUACAUGGAAGAUAUCUCCGCGGGCUUCAAGAAGGUGAACAUCACCCUGAACCCCAUCUCCCUGCUCAGCCAGAGCCAGAGAGACUUGCUACUGAAAGCCAGCCAGGCUGGGCAGCCCCCCAACUUCACCCUCACCCUGGAGCAGCUGGACUGGAACAUAACCCAGGGAAGCCUCCUGGAUCUGGCUGCAGAGUUGGAGCGGCUGGCAGACAAAGCGGGCAUGGAUGUGAAAGAGGACCUGAAGGCUGAUGCUCACAGGCUGAGGGAGCUGGACAAGAAGAUGCAGACAAGCUUCUCUGGGCCGCUGCGAAGCCUGAAGGAGAACAUCCACUUAGUGCAGAGUGGGGCUGCCCAGCUCGAGGUACAGACAGAAGCUGCACUGGACCAGGCCAGUGAAACCCAGGAGUUCCUGGAGAGAGAGACAGCAAACAUCAUCAAGAACGAGACAUGGGCCUUCUUGGAGAUGCUGCUGGACUUUUUCGAGACCUACAUCUCCUGGGCCAAAAGUGGGUUGACGAGAGAUGUGGCACGUUGUAAGCCCAUAGCUCAGGCCAUAGAUAACGUGGAGGCCAUCACCUGUGACUACAUCCUGGACUCUCUGAAUGCCUUCUGGUUCAGCCUGGGCUGGUGCACCACCUUCCUGCUGCCCAGCAUCAUCCUGGCAGUCCGACUUGCCAAGUUUUACCGCCGCAUGGACAUUGCUGAUGUCUACAGGAAUGAAGUUGUGGAGAUGCCACCUGCAUUCAACUUGUACAAACUCCCCCGGCCGUCCACGAGGCAUUAG
This is a messenger RNA of Merops nubicus (carmine bee-eater), 1569 nucleotides long. It is a transcript of the gene PROM2, whose product is annotated as prominin 2. The record is from RefSeq and is a predicted model, not a curated record. Gene Ontology annotation, molecular function: cholesterol binding. NCBI's taxonomy places the organism in Eukaryota, Metazoa, Chordata, Aves, Coraciiformes, Meropidae. The transcript has 18 exons. Gene Ontology annotation, cellular component: cilium; microvillus; prominosome. The annotation marks the transcript as partial.